CGCGAUUGGCCGCGCCUGGCAGGGGGAGCCGCACCUCAGGCGGCGGCGGGGCCGUGGCAGGAAGCGGCGGGGACGGGGCCGGGCCGGCGGACACCCUCCUGCCCUCCUCCCGCCUCCCUCCUGCGCACCGCGGACGUGGCCCGCUGCCGCCGGCCGGCACCAGCUUUUCAUUGCUCAUUCUCUCCUCGGUGGAAUCCAACAAUGCUUGACUUAUUACUGCCUAGGACUCUCUUUGAAGUCUGAAUAGAGAAGUGCAUAGAGUCUGGGAGGACGAGAGCACAGGACAAUGCUGCUGAAAGGAAUCUGAGCCACAGAGCAUGUGUUGUGCCACAGAUACCCAGGUGCUGAAUGCUGUCUACAAACUACUUUGUCGAUGAAGGAAGAAAUUGAUUGGAAAUUGAAAGCACAAACUAGUUCCUAAUACCAUUCAACAUGCGCAAAGGGGUGCCAAAGGACCCAGAAAUAGCUGACCUGUUCUACAAAGAUGAUCCUGAAGAAAUAUUUGUGGGUUUGCAUGAAAUUGGACAUGGAAGUUUUGGAGCAGUUUACUUUGCUACAAAUUCCCACACUAAUGAGGUGGUGGCAGUCAAGAAAAUGUCCUAUAGUGGAAAGCAAACGAAUGAGAAAUGGCAGGAUAUCAUCAAAGAAGUCAAGUUUCUACAGCAGCUGAAGCACCCCAACACCAUAGAGUAUAAGGGCUGUUACUUGAAAGAGCAUACAGCAUGGUUGGUUAUGGAGUACUGUUUAGGAUCAGCUUCUGAUUUACUAGAGGUUCACAAGAAACCACUUCAGGAAGUGGAGAUUGCUGCCAUCACCCACGGUGCCUUGCAGGGGCUGGCCUACCUGCACUCUCACUGUAAGAUUCAUAGGGAUAUUAAAGCUGGAAAUAUUCUUCUAACAGAACCAGGUCAAGUGAAAUUAGCUGAUUUUGGUUCUGCAUCUAUCGUCUCCCCUGCCAAUUCUUUCGUGGGAACGCCUUACUGGAUGGCACCAGAGGUGAUCCUUGCUAUGGAUGAGGGACAGUAUGAUGGAAAGGUGGAUGUCUGGUCUCUUGGGAUCACGUGUAUUGAGUUAGCUGAAAGGAAGCCUCCACUUUUCAACAUGAAUGCAAUGAGUGCCUUAUAUCACAUAGCCCAGAAUGAUUCCCCUACAUUACAGUCAAAUGAAUGGUCAGACUCCUUUAGGGGAUUUGUUGAUUACUGCUUACAGAAAAUACCUCAGGAAAGGCCAUCAUCAACAGAUCUCUUACGGCAUGAUUUUGUUCGCCGAGAUCGACCACCACGGGUACUAAUAGACCUCAUUCAGAGGACCAAGGAUGCAGUGCGUGAGCUGGACAACCUUCAGUACCGGAAAAUGAAGAAAAUCCUUUUCCAAGAGACACGCAAUGGCCCACUCAACGAGUCUCAAGAAGAGGAGGAGGACAGUGAGCAUGGAUCAAACCUGAGUAGGAAGAUGGACAGUCUGGGCAGCAACCAUUCCAUCCCAAGUAUGUCUGUGAGCACAGGCAGUCAGAGCAGCAGUGUGAGCAGCAUGCAGGAGGUCCUGGAUGAGAGCAGCCCUGAACUGGUCAUGAUGCAUAGUGACGAGGGCACAAUUAAUUCCACUUCCUCCGUUGUCCAUAAGAAGGAUCAUGUAUUUAUAAGGGAUGAGGUGGGCCACAGGGAUCGCAGGCCUGAGGUGCGGCCUACCCAGUCAGUGCAGAAUCAGGCCCUCCACUACCGGAACCGAGAGCGCUUUGCCACAAUCAAAUCAGCAUCUUUGGUUACAAGACAGAUCCAUGAGCAUGAGCAGGAGAACGAGUUGCGGGAACAGAUGUCAGGAUAUAAGCGGAUGCGGCGCCAGCACCAGAAGCAGCUGAUCGCCCUGGAGAACAAGUUGAAGGCCGAGAUGGACGAGCAUCGCCUCAAGCUGCAGAAGGAGGUGGAGACACAUGCCAACAACUCGUCCAUUGAGCUCGAGAAGCUGGCCAAGAAGCAAGUGGCUGUGAUGGAGAAGGAGGCAAAGGCAGCUGCAGCAGAUGAAAAGAAAUUCCAGCAACAGAUUUUGGCUCAGCAAAAGAAAGACCUGGCGACCUUUUUAGAAAGUCAGAAGAAACAAUACAAGCUUUGCAAGGAAAAGAUUAAAGAGGAGAUGAACGAGGACCACAGCACGCCCAAGAAAGAGAAGCAAGAAAGAAUAUCCAAACAUAAAGAGAACCUGCAGCACACACAGGCUGAAGAGGAGGCCCAUCUUCUCAGCCAGCAGAGACUCUACUACGACAAAAACUGCCGUUUCUUCAAGAGAAAAACGAUGAUCAAGAGGCACGAGAUGGAGCAGCAGAACAUUCGGGAAGAGCUGAACAAGAAGCGGACGCAGAAGGAGAUGGAGCACGCCAUGCUGAUCCGGCACGACGAGUCCACGCGCGAGCUGGAGUACAGGCAGCUGCACACGCUGCAGAAGCUGCGCAUGGACCUCAUCCGCCUGCAGCACCAGACCGAGCUCGAGAACCAGCUCGAGUACAACAAGCGGCGCGAGCGGGAGCUGCACAGGAAGCACUUCAUGGAGCUCCGGCAGCAACCAAAGAACCUGAAGGCUAUGGAAAUGCAGAUCAAAAAGCAGUUCCAGGACACAUGCAAAGUGCAAACUAAGCAGUACAAAGCACUGAAGAAUCACCAGCUGGAAGUAACUCCAAAGAGUGAGCACAAGACAAUUUUGAAGAGUCUGAAGGACGAGCAGACGAGGAAGCUCGCCAUCCUGGCAGAGCAGUACGAGCAGAGCAUCAACGAGAUGAUGGCCUCGCAAGCGCUGCGGCUGGACGAGGCCCAAGAAGCGGAAUGCCAAGCCCUGAGGCUGCAACUCCAGCAGGAGAUGGAGCUGCUCAAUGCCUACCAGAGCAAAAUCAAGAUGCAGACAGAAGCACAGCACGAGAGGGAACUCCAGAAGCUGGAGCAACGGGUGUCACUGCGCAGGGCACACCUUGAACAAAAGAUCGAAGAGGAGCUGGCUGCCCUGCAGAAGGAACGCAGCGAGAGGAUCAAGUUUCUGUUGGAGAGGCAGGAACGGGAGAUCGAGACGUUUGACAUGGAGAGCUUGCGGAUGGGCUUUGGGAAUCUGGUCACGUUAGAAUAUCCCAAGGAGGACUAUAGAUGAGAGUAAAUUUCUUUUGCCAUUUAAACACACACACACACACACACACACACACAGACACAACAAAAAGCAAACAAAACAAGGAGCAAACUUGCAAACCCAACAUUCCCCAUGUGACCGGGCGUGCUCUCUCUCUUUCUGUCUCUCUUCCUGACAUCGUGUCGGACUAGUGCCUGUAUAUUCUAACUCCAUCAGGGGCCCCCUUCCCCGAGCCCAGCCCCGGCGCAGGGCAGCUCCCGCCGGCUCUUGUCCAUGGUUUGUCACAGUUAUCGAUGUCUCUGUGCAACAAAACAAUGUUUCAAGGGAACAAAUGAAAGAAACUUUGGGAGAGGAGGGAAAAAAAAAAAACCCCAACCCCAACAAAAAACCAACCAAAACCAAACCCCAAGGGAGGUGUGUUGCUUUGGAGCAAUCCUUCAUUUUAGCACCAAUCUAUGAAAGGAUGAGCAAAAAAACCCCUUUUACUAAUGAGUAAUAGUCAAGAGAUAGUCCCAAACCCAGGGGGAGAGAGACUGAAUCCGCAGCCUUACCUGAACUAGCUGCUGCAUAAUGUUAUUUUAUGUUUAUUUUUUUGGUAUUUAUUCAUCAGGAAUAAUUAAUUAAAUAAUAAUAAAAAGAGGUUUUAUUACAGAUUGAAAAAUAAUAAUAAUAAUAAAUAAAAAAAAAAAACAUUUGAUACAUUUUACAGGAGAAAAACAAGCAAAAAAAAACCAAACAAAAAACCACAAGGUAACUGAAGCACCCCCCUGCUGGGGGCUGUACAUAUCCGCGGUGACUGCCGAGGAGGGGGUUUGGGGGGGACAGGGGGGUGUGGGGGAGGGGGGGGAAGAGCUGGGUGAUUUUUAAGAAGCAGGAGGCUGGGGGGGGGCUGGGGGGGGAAGCCCUGGUGCCGUGGCCUCUUCCUUGAUUGUAUCAGAAUCAUUUUCUGCUGUCGCAGAGAAUGGGAAUACGCUUAAAAUAAAUACUAAAGGAACCAAGCGAGCCCACGGGAUCCCAGUAGCACAAAUUGGGCUUUGUCAAAUGGUGUAUUUUGUGUAUAGAAGGAAUUUAAGGAGAGCUUUUACUUAUUUUCAUAUUGUAUUUUAACUGUUUUCUCUGAUCAAGAAUUUUUUUACUUCUUUCCCCCCCUCCUUGCCCCUCCUGCUCCCUCCCAGCCCCUCCUGCUCCCUCCCAGCCCCUCCUGCUCCCUCCCCACCCCUCCUGCUCCCUCCCAGCCCCGGCUGCUCACCCAGCCCGGCUGCUCACCCAGCCCCUUCCUACCUUUCUUUGCUUUGGUUUGGUUUUUGUUUUGUUUUAUUUGGUUUUUUUUUUUCCUUUGUUCCUCCCCCCGAGUCCACCCCCAAACCCCAUGAUCUUGGUCAUAAAUAUUGCAUUAUUCACACUUUCAAACUGUGUAUUUUCUUACAAUAAAAAGAGGAAAAAAAAAACAAA
Molecule: messenger RNA, 4557 nt
Organism: Colius striatus (speckled mousebird)
Lineage: Eukaryota; Metazoa; Chordata; Aves; Coliiformes; Coliidae
Gene: TAOK3
Product: TAO kinase 3
Exons: 22
Coding region: 433-3129 (898 amino acids)
Biological process (GO): execution phase of apoptosis; protein phosphorylation
Molecular function (GO): protein kinase activity; ATP binding
Source: RefSeq, a predicted model, not a curated record